AUGCAUCUCCCGCGCAUCGUCGUCGGCCUCGCGGCCCUCCUGGCCCCCCUUGCCGCGGCUUUCAAACAACGCGACCUCAUCGACCCCAGCGAACUUGGCCUCUUUAGAGAAUUUGAAGCCCGGCUGGCCGAUAACCACGAGUUCACCAAGGUUUCCCUUAUCCAAGGCGGCCGCCUUGUCCGGUUUGAUGUCUACAGCCCGUCUAGCGCCGGCUCACGGCGGAUUGGCUUUAAGGAUUUCAGAGCCAGCAAGAACGCCGCGCAGAUUCUCAACCGUGGCCAUCGCAGGUCGAUCGUCCUUCCUCGGCAAGAAUAG
Messenger RNA from Ustilaginoidea virens, 315 nucleotides. RefSeq lists its product as uncharacterized. The transcript has a single exon. The record is from RefSeq and is a predicted model, not a curated record. Lineage: Eukaryota; Fungi; Ascomycota; Sordariomycetes; Hypocreales; Clavicipitaceae. The coding region runs from base 1 to 315 and encodes 104 amino acids.